This is a messenger RNA of Penicillium verhagenii, 1332 nucleotides long. Its product is annotated as Spo7-like protein. Lineage: Eukaryota; Fungi; Ascomycota; Eurotiomycetes; Eurotiales; Aspergillaceae. The coding region runs from base 1 to 1332 and encodes 443 amino acids. The record is from RefSeq and is a predicted model, not a curated record. The transcript has a single exon. Gene Ontology annotation, cellular component: Nem1-Spo7 phosphatase complex. Gene Ontology annotation, molecular function: phosphoprotein phosphatase activity; protein phosphatase regulator activity. Gene Ontology annotation, biological process: nuclear envelope organization.
AUGACAACAUCCUUGGAUCAGCUGGUCAAGGGUGCUUCACUACCCGGAGCUCGCGCCCCAACACCAGAGCCAUUGAUGUCUACACACGCUUCGUCCCCGCCACGACCCUCAACCCCAGAUCCACUAGCCUCCCUCCCUUCUUCGCCACCCCAGAUCUAUCUAAACCUCUUGAUUCUUGAAGCAUCGCUACGUGCACAAUACCUGGCCUUGCGCGAACGUCGUCGCCAAAACACUUUCUUCCUGUUGCUUCUAGCGGCGUGGAUCGCUUACUUCUCAUAUGCAUUAUUCCUUCGUCCACGAGAGGAUGGCCGCGGACUUGGUGGCUCUGUAUAUUGGGUAGUGGAAAUGGGAGAAAAGGUAGCACUCCUUGGUGGGGUGGUGACGGCUUUGCUAGUAUGGGGAACGGGGCAAUGGGAACGUGGAAUUCGCUGGCCACGGCGAUGGCUCGCUGUCGCCAACCGCGGUCUACGCAAUAUGAACACGAAGAUUAUCGUGAUACGGGGGCCUUGGUGGCAAGAGCUACUCUCCUAUAUCUCAUUCCUGUUUCCUUUUUCUGCGCCGUUCUUCCCCUCGCCCACUGGGAACUUCCAUUUCGUUGAACGUCACCCCUCCGAAAAGCGCGGUAGUCGGCAGCACUACCAGCAGUAUUACAACGGCGGUGACAGCGAGUCUGGCUUGGUGGAGGAAGACCUUAGCUCUGGUGGUGACUAUAUUCGUCUUUUGCUGUUGCCUAAAUCCUUCUCCCCAGAGUUCCGUGAGAAUUGGGACGACUACCGCACCGAUUUCUGGGAUAAAGAAAAUGAGCGCCGAACUCAGCUGCGUCAUAAGCUGCGCGAGAGGGAGCGCCAGCUUGCCCAGUCCGAGGGCGGAUGGCUUUGGCGAAUUGGUCUAGGCUGGCGAGCUUCCCAGCGCCGCCGUCUGGUCGCAGCCACUAUACACCGAUCUCUCGAGGCAGAAACCAAACCGCGACACCAGCAUCAAUCGUCCGUCUCUUCCCGACUCAACCAGGACCAUCGCCCGACUUCUCGCCGCCCUGAAUCAACCCAUUCCCGUACCUCUUCUUGCAGCCCCACUCCCGAUGAUCGACCACCAUCCCGCUCUGGGUCUGGUCGUCCCCGCCGCGGAAGCACCACUCCAUCUAUAUCCGGCGCUGAACAAACUCCCCAGCAACGGAAGCGAAAGGGCUCCAAGACAUCACGACGUGGUCCAUCGCCUCUAACACAGGCACAGGCCCGAGAAGGUGUGCGGGUCCCGUCGUUCUCGUCCGACGAUUCGGGGAUCACGCCUAUGGCUGAGGUCGAUAAAGAGACUAUACCCACUUCUGUACCUUAA